AGAGAGAGAGAGAGAGAGAUAGAGAGAGAGAGAUAACGAGUGCGUGUUCGUGUAUGGAUUUACCUAAUCGCAGGAAAUAUCUCUUUGAGGAAAUCAAUAAAACAUUCCUGUACUAUGAGCCGUCAGUUUCAACCAAAUGUCUUCACGAGUGUGUUUUCGGUAAAAGUUCAUUUCAGACCCCAGUUUUUUAAAUAGCUACUCAUUCAAAAACUAGGCUACUUUUUAAAUUCCAUCUCACAUGGCGUCAUAAAACCAACAUUCUGACCCCACAGAGAGUGGAGUUCUCUGAUGUGUGUAGCAGGUCAAGUUAGUUCCGUAUCGAGAGUUCAGCUGGAUUUUACUGUCUUUUGUGUUUUUUUCCCUCUCUUUUUUUACGCACUGUAUAGUGCACUCUAAGAGCACUGUAACAACAGAUCAUGGAAGGCUUGUUGUUUCAUAAUCAAUACUCAACAGAUCUCGAUAUCUAUCCUAUGAAAUGAUGACGUUAACUAUGAGAAUAAAAGCAAUCCAAAGAUCUAGGCCUAUAAUAUUAGGGCCUAGUCCUAUAUUGCGUUCUACGACACCGAAAAAACAUAUUGCGUCUCCAAGAACAAUAAUAAAAGUAAGCCUAGGUCAAGGACACUAUUUCGAUAAUUCAACUUCCGGAUUUGAUUGCUCGAAAUGUUCACGGUCAAAGCAAUUUAGAGCUCCUAAGAAUAUUACAGUAAUCACAGCCUUUGAAAUUCAAUUUGCAAAAUUCUCAACAGGGGAUAUCAACUUUUUUGUCCUUUUCGGUUUAGCGCCACCUUGACCCCAGAAGGAAAAUACCAUAGAUCAAUUGUGAAUAACACCUGAAAAGCAAGAAAGUAGAUUCUCGUUCAACACAACGAAAAAGACUGAGUAAGUUACAGAUUUUCUUUCUCGAAGCUCCACUGGUCGAAGUCUCUAACGGCUGCAUGAGACAUGGCUCGGGCGUUCCUAAUGGUCGUCAUUACCCUCGCCUCGCUAUCAAUUCCCCCUCUCUGGGCAAGAGAAUGCAGGCAAUCAGAAGGGCGGGUCUACUUCGCGAAGACUGGCUACGUCACUUCUUUUUGGGACGCCCAUGACCGGUGCGUUGCGCUCGGAGGCCGACUUGCGGAGUUCAGCACUAGGUCAAUGAAUCCAAGUGUUAGAACCAGGUGGAUGAAAAACAUAUCUGACACGUUCAUUAUAGGCGGCUUGGCUUUCGGGAAAAACAAUGUCGCAGUCUGGUACUCAGGUGAAGAGUUGGUAUUUCAGACGCGAUUACAGUGGGGGCAUGGAGAGCCGAGGAUAAUAUCUGACCAUAAAUGCACAUUCAUGAGCAAGGGGCUGGCACGAACUGGCAAAUGCCACAGCUGGGAGCCCAGCUCCGUACGAGCGCUGUGUGAACUGUCUCUGUUUGAGAGAGCAUUCCGACAUACCAAGUGCACGCUGUGUAUGUGUCCUGGGCAAGAGAUGCCGUUGUGUAUGAAUAAAAGAUGUGAUCUGCCAUGUGUGAAACUCAGAGAGGACAAAGACUGCAUGAUGUAUCCAUGCAGGUACAAAGAUCGGUGGAAUCCACCAAAAUGUGAGAAAAUCUGUAACUGUCCUUUAGGUUGUGACGCGAUAACCGGACAAUGUCAGGGUAACUGCGCUUUUGGCUGGAAAAACGGGCCAAAUGGUCAUUCCUGCAACCAGACAAUUUACGCUCGCGGGUAUUUCAGGUAUACCGUCUUACACAAAUUGAUGUCGACGGGUUGCGUGUGUCGAGGGGACACUUGGUGCGACAGAUGGGGAGGGUGUUGGUCUUGCUGGCCCGGGGCUGGGGGUCGGUUCUGCGCGGAAAGCGACUGUCCGGUCCGACGGUACGGCAGAGACUGUGAGAAGACGUGCCACUGUGCAGAUCCCGUGAAGUGCGCCCAGGAGCAAGGCCACUGUCUGCAGAUGCCGUUCAAGGGAUGUUCGGGCAAGUGGCUGGGUAGAUCAUGUACAGAGACGAUCUGCUCCACUGGUCUCUUCGGGCCCGACUGUCAAUACAUCUGUGCUUGUAAAUACGGCGAGCAGUGUGACCUUGACAGUGGACAUUGUGCGGCGGGAUGUGAGGACGGCUGGAUGGGCCCCAGCUGCAACGACACUUUAUGCCCUGUUGGGAAAUACGGAAGUCGUUGUUCUCAGGACUGUGGUGAUAGCUGCAAGGGUGAAGCGUGUAACGCGAAGACGGGAAGGUGCAUCAGUUCUUACGUCAAAAAAAGGCAUGCGUGUAAGGAUCCACACAAGCACGGCUACAACUGCGACAAACAGUGCACCGUCAACAUCACCGGCCUUUGCAAAGGCUGUGACCGGGACUUUGGCGAUAGGUGCGGGGAGUGCAAGUACGGAUACCACCUCAGCGCUGACGGAGAGUGUCAAGAAUGUCCAGACAACACUUUCGGGUUCCAGUGCCUUGGUGAUUGUGACAUCAGCUGCCCCGAAAAAUUCGGAUGUAACAAGUUUGAAUUCGAGUGUUACGAUAUGUGCAAGGAGACUUACAAAACAAAAUGCAACCACGAAUGUUCCGAACCAUGUCCAAGCGGAACAAUCUGUGACGUCGGCGGGACAAACCGCUGUAAAGCAGGUAAAUGCAGCAAUGUAACCAGCGUAACAUUGUGCAACCAUCCAUGUUCCGACCCAUGCCCGUUUGGAACAUUCUGUGACGCGGGUAAAACAGACCAUUGUCAAGUGUGUGCCAAAGGGAGGUUUGGCUUUAACUGCGCCCGACUCUGCUCUCACGAGUGUGGUCCAGGGGUUGACUGUGACGUGAUCACUGGUCAGUGCAACACUUCUGCUCAGAGCAAGCAUACAACGAUCGCUGAACAGUGCUACCCGCAUCUGAUAGACCAAACAGUGUCAAAGUGGCUCCCUUUCGUGACCGUCCUCCCAGCAAUCUUCGUGGUCUGUCCGAUCAUUCUGUUCUCCUUCAUCCUCUUCUUCAAUAGCGAAAAUCCGCGUAUCAAAGAAGGAACUUGUUUCAAGUUUAAGAGGAGGAAACAAACUGAAC
Molecule: messenger RNA, 3016 nt
Organism: Aplysia californica (California sea hare)
Lineage: Eukaryota; Metazoa; Mollusca; Gastropoda; Aplysiida; Aplysiidae
Product: multiple epidermal growth factor-like domains protein 10
Molecular function (GO): scavenger receptor activity
Source: RefSeq, a predicted model, not a curated record